AUGUCGCCGGCGCUGUCCCUGCUGCCUGCGCUGCUUCUGGCGGCGACGGCAGCCGCCGCGGAGCCCGAAUGCCCAACAAAGUGUGGCGACGUGGACAUCCCCUACCCGUUCGGCAUCGGCGCCGGCUGCUCCCGCAGCAAGGGCUUCGAGAUCUCCUGCAUCAACAACGGCACCACGGCGGCGCUCCGCUCGGCCACGCAUACCAUCCCGGUGACCAGCCUGUCGGUGGCGCCGCUGCCGGAGGCCAGGGUGAUGCUACCGGUGGCCUACAAGUGCUACAGCUCGGACGGCUACUCCGUCAAAUAUUCCAACGGGCAUGUGGACCUGAGCGCGCACGGCGUGUACCGCAUCUCCGACGCCCGGAACAUGUUCGUGGUGCUCGGGUGCAACACCGGGGCCUUCACCAUGAACUCCGGCGUCGACGACGGCGACGUCGGCCGCUACCGCUACCAGUACUACAUGGGCUGCUUCACCUACUGCAGAGGCCCCGGGAGCCCCAGGGACGGCAGGUGCGCCAGCGUCGGCUGCUGCCACGUCGACAUCCCGCCGGGCCUCACCGACAACGCCGUCUACUUCGAGCAAUGGAUGGCUACGAAUUCCGGGCGUCCGACCUGCACAUGGACGUGA
Molecule: messenger RNA, 627 nt
Organism: Setaria italica (foxtail millet)
Lineage: Eukaryota; Viridiplantae; Streptophyta; Magnoliopsida; Poales; Poaceae
Product: wall-associated receptor kinase 4-like
Exons: 2
Coding region: 1-627 (208 amino acids)
Molecular function (GO): polysaccharide binding
Source: RefSeq, a predicted model, not a curated record